This is a messenger RNA of Limanda limanda (common dab), 1125 nucleotides long. RefSeq names its product asporin (LRR class 1) (gene aspn). NCBI's taxonomy places the organism in Eukaryota, Metazoa, Chordata, Actinopteri, Pleuronectiformes, Pleuronectidae. Bases 1 to 1125 code for a protein of 374 amino acids. Gene Ontology annotation, molecular function: protein binding. The record is from RefSeq and is a predicted model, not a curated record. The transcript is spliced from 7 exons.
AUGAGGGUCUUCCUCCUGCUGUGCCUGCUGGUGGUGGGCAACGCCAAACCCUACCAUCCAAUCAACAUCAUGGAGUUCAUGAAAAACUAUGACAUCAUGAUGGCUGAUUCCAGUGACGACGACCACGACGACGACGACGAUGAUGAUGAUGGCCAUAGUGACGAAGACGAUAAUGACGAUUUAGAUGAUGAUGACGAGAACUGUCCUGCUAGUUGCCAUUGUUCACCCAGAGUGAUGCAGUGCUCGGACCAGGGUCUGAUCUCCAUUCCUGAGAAGAUCCCUGAAGACACUGUGAUGAUCGACCUUCAAAACAAUGAUAUCACUGAGAUCAAGGAGGACGAUUUUAAAGGCCUCAACAAACUCUAUGGCCUGUUCCUCAUCAACAACAAGAUCUCCAAGAUUCACCCCAAGGCCUUCAGGAACAUGGACCAUCUCCGACUGCUGUAUCUGUCCUACAACCUGCUGACGGAGAUCCCUGCCAACCUGCCUCCCAACGUCAUCGAGCUUCGCUUCCACGAAAACAAGAUCAACCGAGUCCAGAAGGACGCGUUCAAAGGCCUGAGGAAACUCCACGUGCUGGAGCUGGGUGCCAACCCACUGGCCAACAGUGGGAUGGAGCUGGGAGCUUUCAACGGCUUGUCCACUCUGUACCUCGGCGUCGCAGAGGCCAAACUAACGGCCGUACCCAAAGACUUCCCGACGUCCAUCACAGAGAUGAGCCUGGACUACAACAAGAUCACUAAGGUGGAGGUAGAAGACUUCAUCAGAUAUAAAAACCUGCAGAGGGUAGGACUUGCUUUUAACCAGAUUAAGUCUGUGGAGAACGGCAGCUUUGUCAGCAUCCCAAACGUCCGUGAGAUGCACCUGGACAACAACCGUCUGAAGAAGGUCCCCCCCGGCCUCAGCUCCCUGCGCUACCUCCAGGUGAUUUUCCUCCAUGGCAACAAAAUCAACAGUGUGGGAGUCAACGACUUCUGUCCCGUCACGUCCGGUGUGAAGAAGAACCUGUACACGGGCAUCAGCCUGUUUGCCAACCCGGUGAAGUACUGGGACAUCCAGCCGGCGACCUUCCGCUGCGUGACCGGGCGGAGGGGCGUGCAGCUCGGGAACUUCAGAAAGAAGUAG